This is a messenger RNA of Penicillium diatomitis, 1323 nucleotides long. Its product is annotated as cytochrome P450. Gene Ontology annotation, molecular function: heme binding; oxidoreductase activity, acting on paired donors, with incorporation or reduction of molecular oxygen; monooxygenase activity. Lineage: Eukaryota; Fungi; Ascomycota; Eurotiomycetes; Eurotiales; Aspergillaceae. The transcript has a single exon. Bases 1 to 1323 code for a protein of 440 amino acids. The record is from RefSeq and is a predicted model, not a curated record.
AUGUUAAGGAGGACUAACCUGCGAGACUGCACGCAGACACUCAUCUAUGGGGUGGUCAUUAUCGUGUACCGACUAUUCUUCAGUCCUCUGGCCAAGUUCCCCGGGCCCAAGCUUGCAGCCUGUACAAAUCUGCCCAACCUUUAUUGGCUGGUGACUGGCAAGCAUCAUCUGAAGAUCAAGGAGCUUCACGAUCAGUAUGGAGAUGUUGUUCGAGUGAGCCCCACUACUCUUGUGUAUCGAAGUGCGCAGGCAUGGAAGGAUAUCUAUGGACAUCGCAAAGCUGGCCAGCAAUCGUUUUUGAAAGAUCCCGCAACAUAUAUUGUGGGACCGACUGGCCCAAGUAUCGUCAACUCGAAUGAAGCCGACCAUGCAAGGGAACGACGGCUGUUGUCUCACGCCUUUUCCGAAAAGGCAUUGAGGGAUCAAGAGAGCCUGGUUCAUUCCUAUGUUGAUCUCCUCGUGGAUCGACUCGAGGGGCAGAUCGACAACUCUCGUGCGACGGUCGAUAUGGUCUCCUGGUACAACUUCACCACCUUCGACAUCAUCGGUGAUCUGGCCUUUGGAGAGCCCUUCGGAUGCUUACGCGAUAGCCAGUAUCAUCCAUGGGUGAAGAUGGUUUUCACGAGCGCCAAAGUCAAUGUUCAACUGCGGCCGGGCAAAAUGUAUCCCAUCUUGGCUCCGGUCCUGCGCAAACUUCUCAUCUCAGGGGAAGGGGCCAAGAUGCGCGAUAAUCAUUUCGCCCUGAGCAGUGAGAAAGUUCUUCGCAGAUUACAGACCAAGACCGAUCGUCCAGAUUUCAUGACUCAUGUCUUGCGAGUGACUGGCGAGCGUGCCAUGACACCUCGCGAGAUGGAAAGUAAUGCGGCCCUCCUCAUCCUGGCUGGCAGCGAAACAACCGCUACGCUUCUCUCGGGCUUCACCUACUUCGUGCUCAUCAAUCCUGCUGUCCAAAAGAAAGUCGUGACGGAAGUCCGAGAUGCGUUCAAGUCUUACGACGAGAUCAACUUCCAGUCUGUGGCUCAAUUGCCAUACUUGAAUGCUACUCUUGAAGAGUCUCUGCGGAUGUAUCCUCCCGUGGCAGAUGUGACACCUCGAGUGGUGCCCAAAGGUGGUGCAGUCGUCGAUGGUCAUCAUAUUCCCGAAGGCACAGUCGUGAGCGGACAUUUCUUCUCGACAUUCCAUGCCGAAUCCAAUUUCACCGAGCCGGAAUCCUUCCUGCCAGAGCGAUGGCUGGAGAAACGAGCUCCUCGCUUUGAGAACGAUAAGCGCCUUGCAUUUAAUCCCUUCUCGCUGGGGCCUCGUAACUGCUUGGGGAAGAAGUAA